CUCGCUUCGUUCGACAGAAGCCUCGUGCGCGACGCCGUCCGCUUGCGAGCGGGCACGGCGCGCUUGGAUGCACGUGUAGCGAUGCGCACUGACACGUCGCACACGCGCAGCCACCGCACGACGGUCCCGUUCUCGCUGUCGUCGUUCGAGAUUGGCAAGCCGCUCGGCAAGGGCAAGUUUGGCCGCGUCUACAUGGCCCGCACAAAGGCCGAGCCCAAGUACAUCGUCGCCCUCAAGUGCCUCCACAAGGAGGAGAUCAUCAAGAACAAGGUCGAGAAGCAGGUCCGCCGCGAGAUCGAGAUCCAGUCGCACCUCGCUCACCCCAAUAUCCUGCGCCUGCACGGCUACUUCCACGACGAGCGCCGCAUCUUCCUCAUCCUCGAGUUUGCCGGCAAGGGCGAGCUGUACCGCUCGCUGUCGCGCACGGGCAAGUUCAGCGAGAAGCGCGCCAGUCGGUACAUCGCCCAGAUGGCCGACGCGCUCGCGUACCUGCACGCCAAGCACGUCAUCCACCGCGACAUCAAGCCCGAGAACAUCCUCAUCGGCGUCAACGGCGACCUCAAGCUCGCAGACUUUGGCUGGAGCGUUCACGCGCCGGGCAACAGGCGCACGACGCUGUGCGGCACGCUCGACUACCUCCCGCCCGAGAUGGUCGAGAACAAGGAGCACACGACGGCCGUCGACCUGUGGGCGCUCGGCGUCCUCACGUACGAGUUUGUCGUCGGCACGCCGCCGUUUGAGGACAUGAGCGGCCACGCCGGCACGUACCGCAGGAUCACGAGGCUCGAGUACACGAUCCCGCCGAGCGUGAGCCCAGAGGCCGCCGACCUUGUGCGCAAGCUCCUGCGCCUCAACCCGCUCGACCG
Rhodotorula graminis WP1 is the source of this 866-nucleotide messenger RNA. RefSeq lists its product as uncharacterized. Gene Ontology annotation, molecular function: protein kinase activity; ATP binding. The transcript is spliced from 5 exons. The record is from RefSeq and is a predicted model, not a curated record. The annotation marks the transcript as partial. Gene Ontology annotation, biological process: mitotic spindle organization; regulation of cytokinesis; protein phosphorylation. Gene Ontology annotation, cellular component: spindle microtubule; spindle midzone; spindle pole centrosome. NCBI's taxonomy places the organism in Eukaryota, Fungi, Basidiomycota, Microbotryomycetes, Sporidiobolales, Sporidiobolaceae.